Messenger RNA from Exserohilum turcica Et28A, 1257 nucleotides. RefSeq lists its product as uncharacterized. Gene Ontology annotation, molecular function: nitronate monooxygenase activity. The transcript has 4 exons. Lineage: Eukaryota; Fungi; Ascomycota; Dothideomycetes; Pleosporales; Pleosporaceae. The coding region runs from base 38 to 1048 and encodes 336 amino acids. The record is from RefSeq and is a predicted model, not a curated record.
CCAUCAUCGCUGCUGGCUGCUUAGAAACGCGCCCAACAUGCCCUUUAACACUGAACUCACGAGGAAGCUCGGCAUCAAAGUCCCUGUUGUGCAGGGAGGCAUGCAAUGGGUCGGCUACGCUGAGCUUGCGUCGGCCGUCAGUAACGCUGGUGGUCUUGGAAUAUUGACCGCCCUCACUCAACCCACGCCCGAAGACCUCCGCAAAGAGAUUCAACGAUGCCGCACCAUGACCAGCAACCCCUUUGGCGUCAACCUGACCCUUCUCCCGGCCAUGGUCCCUCCAGACUAUGGCGCAUACGCACGUGUCAUCAUUGAGGAGGGCGUCAAGAUUGUCGAGACGGCUGGAAACAGCCCGGGCCCGGUCAUCAAGCAGCUCAAGGCUGCCGACGUAAUAAUCCUGCACAAAUGCACUACCAUCAGACACGCCAAGGCUGCCAUCAAGCUGGGUGUCGACUUUCUGUCCAUUGACGGCUUCGAGUGCGCCGGCCACGUUGGCGAGACCGACAUUACCAACUUCAUCUUGCUCAGCAGGGCUCGCCAGUCGCUCGGUGUGCCGUUUAUCGCGUCAGGAGGCUUUGCCGAUGGUCACGGCUUGGCCGCUGCCAUGGCCCUUGGAGCCUGUGGUAUCAACAUGGGCACCAGGUUCAUGUGCACUGUCGAAGCACCCAUCCAUAACAACAUCAAGCAGGCCAUCGUAGAUGCCCAGGAAACAGACACCACCCUCGUGCUCCGUCGAUGGAAGAACACUUCCCGUCUCUUCGCCAACAAGGUGGCUCUCCAGGCCGUCGACAUUGAAAAGACCAGCCCAACCGGCAAAUUCGAGGAGGUUGCCGAGUACGUCAGUGGCAAGCGUGGCCGACAGGUCUUCUUGAACGGCGACAAAGACUUUGGUGUCUGGACUGCCGGCCAGGUUAUUGGUCUCAUCCAUGACAUUCCCACCAACGCGGAGCUCCUCCGCCGCAUUGAGCGCGAGGCUGUCGAAACAAUGAAGCGAACCCAGUCGCUGUAUAUCCCUGAGAACGAGAGCAUUGCCAAGAGCAAGCUCUAGUCGAGUAGCUAUUAGCCAUCGCAUUUGGAGCGCAUAAUCUGUAGACAAAGUAUUGAUUUUCACGCGUACAUGGUGUCAUGCCAAGAUACGAGACAUGUUCCACAUCUUCGAAGUCACUAUGACGUCUGAAAGCAGCACCACUACAUAUGUAUCCUUCAUAGAGCACCAUUUUCUGGAAACUAAGCACCUUUCUUAAAAUUCAUUCCUCG